UCCUGUCAUUUUUGCUGUCACAUCUAUCUUACUUAUUUGUUUAUAACCGGAUUAAAGUGAUUCAAUCGGUGCGACUCAAAUUAAUUAAUUGCUAAAUAUUUGCGUUAUAUCGCACAACAUUAAUUAAUAAAAUGUUUGGCAAGAAAAAAGAGCCGAGACGACCCAGGACAGCUGGUGAUUUGGAACAGUUUGGCAUCUUCGAAGUGCCUGAUAUAAAUAUGGAUAAUAUUGGUGAUAAUAUGAUGGAUGAUGACAACGAUGAGGAAUUAGAAGCUGAAUUAGCUGCUUUGGCAGCUGGAAAUGAUACAGGCUACAAAAGUAGACGCACCAUUGCACGCAAAGCUGUUACCGAUGUAAAUUUGGACGAAAUGGUGGCCGAGUCUAUGAAGGAUACAGUUUCUGAUGAAGAGCCAUCUGAAGGAGAUAAUGAUCCUGCAUUAUUGAAAGAGCUGCAGACACUCACAGGAAAUAAAGAAAUAACGGAAGAGGCAGAAACGCCAGAAAUAAUGAAGGAGGAACAAGCAAAACCUAAUGAAAGUGAAUCUACUCCGGAAGAAAAUUCUAUGCAAGAAAUGAUCCAGAUGUUGCAAGAAAGACUAACCAUUUAUGAAAAAGCUGAACAGAAGGCAAGAAUAGAAAAUGAAUCUGGCAGGGCUAAAAGAUUUAACAGAGGUGUAAGGACGCUCAAGGAAAUGUUGGUUUCUGUGCAAUCAGGUAGAAACAUAGAUGAAGCUGAUAUUCCUCCACUUUUACCUCCUUCUGCCACUGGAGAAGCUACAAUUAAAAAUACAGUAAACGAAAUAUCGUCAACUGAAGUUGAUGAACCAUCUGCUGCAUCAGAUGUAGUUUCAAAUGAAGGCCCUUCUGAACCUUCUGAACCAGCCGCAGAUGUCACAGUUGAUGAGGAAGCUUUGAAUAAAUUAAAAGCGCAACAGCAAAAAUAUAAGACUGCUGCAGUUGCUUGGAAAAAGGCGGGAAAUAAAGAGCAAGCAUUAGAGUAUGUAAAAACCAUAAAGCAAUUCGACAUAGUUAUUGCUGCAGUUACUGCAGGUGAGAAGCUUGAUUUGUCGGAUAUGCCACCUACUCCAACUCUACCAUCUUCAGCAAAUAUUGCACCACCAGCAGCAGCAAAAGAAGAAAGCGAAACUCAGAAGCAAGCUUCUACAGAUACAGCUGACUCGCAAGCGAAGCUCGGUCCCGAGAACAUCGAGGGUGCUCUUAAGGAACGUUUGGAAAUGUACAGAAGAACAAAAGUGGCUGCCGAUGCUGAGGGUAAUACUUCUAAGGCGCGCAGAUACAAUAGAAUUUGCAAACAAUUUGAGGACGCUAUUAAGUUAUACACAUCUGGGAAACCAGUAGCUCUGGAUGAGCUUCCUGUUCCACCUGGUUUUCCACCAUUGUCCAGUUCGCCAAGUAAUGACAAUACUGUGCAACCUGCAGCUCAGUCCAAGUCAUCCGAAGAUAGUGUAACAAAGCCUGCACUGCCAAAAGCACCUGUUCCUCCUCCUAGAACAGGACAGAAACCUCAAAAGAUUACAUCGCGUGCAGAGAAGCAAAUGAUACAAUUGCAGUUGCGGCAGCGCGAAUUGAAGCAAGCUGCGUUAAAUGCUAAACAAGAGGGAGAUAUGGAUUUGGCGCGUGAUUAUCUAAAACAAGCCAAAGGGAUACAACCUUUAAUAGAAGCCAGCAAGGCUGGAUUGCCUGUCGAUAUGAAUUCGAUUCCAUUAUCGCCUCUUGAAAGAAGUGAAAUUACUACGUGUCAAAAAGAUGAAAAUUUCAUAUUGGUAUCUGCUGAGGAUUUUUCAGAAGGCUCCACCGGGACAGAUGAUCAAAUUUACGAAAAUCUUGAAACUCAAUUAAUUAAACAAAUUAAGACGUGUUUGUCUUCACGGGAUCAUUCCAAAGCGUUGGGGAAUGUUGCUGCAUAUAAUAGGUGGGAACGACUUGCACUUGGUUACACGCGAGAUUUAGAUAUGCUGAGAGUUCGAAAACGCGAUUUACUGCCACCACCACAACAUCAUUACGAAGUCAAAACCUACCAAAUAGUACAGUGUUGCACGGAUUUAAACGACGGCGACAUCGAAAUUUCUAUAAUUAGGGGAAUCAAUUAUUCUCGAGAGGCAGAUACGUAUGUCAUGUUUGAAUUUCCAUUUCCGUCAGAAAAUCAUCCCGCGGAUAGAACAUCGACAGUCAAAGAUUCUGCUAAUCCUGAAUACCAGGCUGUAUUUCCGUUGAAUGGGAUUAUAAAUCGCACUUCCAGACAGUGUCAAAGGGCCUUCAAACGGCACGCUUUAAAGUGUGAAGUUUGGGCAAAAGGAUGCUCAUUGAAUCCCAUUUUAUGCUGCUCUCAUCCCAGAGGUUUCUUUCGAAGUGAUAGUCUACUUGGCACAGUGACGAUAAAGUUACAACCUCUGGAGUCCCAGUGCACUUUACAUGAUUCCUUCCCGCUUAUGGAUGGCAGAAAAGCAACAGGAGGAAAACUAGAGAUAAAGAUCCGUCUCAGAAAUCCAAUUCUUUUCAAGCAAAUAGAAAACAUGACGGAAAAAUGGCUAACUAUUGAUCAAUGAUUGAAUACAGCUCAAUAAUUUAUCGUUGUCAUUUUUUUAAUCGUGAGGCCUUUAUAAAUUAGUUUUCGAGAGUAAAUUACUGUAUUUUUUAAAUAUAUAUGUAAUUUA
This is a messenger RNA of Nylanderia fulva, 2675 nucleotides long. It is a transcript of the gene l(2)gd1, whose product is annotated as lethal (2) giant discs 1. Lineage: Eukaryota; Metazoa; Arthropoda; Insecta; Hymenoptera; Formicidae. Gene Ontology annotation, molecular function: DNA-binding transcription repressor activity, RNA polymerase II-specific. The record is from RefSeq and is a predicted model, not a curated record.